AUGACAUCGUCGGCUCUUCCCAUGAAGCGCAGCUCCUCCGCUUUGGAAGCGGCCGAGAACAAGCGACCGAAGCAUCACUACUACCAUCACCAUCGCCUGCAUGAACCUAUCACCCUUCCGUCAGGGACUGAGCCUGCGCUGCAAGAUGACAGCAACAUCGACCAGCUUAUGAACCGUUCACUCGGGCAGCUUCUUCGCGAUGCGGGAUACGAGCUCGCAGACCCGGCCGCGCUGGCAAGCCUGCGCAGCUCAGCUGAGGAGUACUUAUCGCGACUUUCGUCGUAUGUCCGCCAGUCGAUGCUAUCGGCUCGUCGCAUUCAACCAAUCCCGCACGAUUUCGAACAUGCGCUCAAGCGCGGUCGUGUUUCCACCGGUGACCUCGAACCAUACAUUAAACCGUCGCGAUUGAGCUCUUCUAUGCCCACACUCCUCCCGUCACCACCACCCGAAGAUGAAGUCUCCCGCAAACUUCCAUUCUUGAACGCUUUGAGAGUGGAAGAGAGCGAGUCGAAUCGAUCCUACGUCCCAAAACACUUCCCCGACUUUCCGAGCAAGCAUACCUACUCUACCACUGCAGUCUUCACCGAGAGAGACAGUGAUCCGCGCAAGAUCCGAGAACGCGCUGCCGAGGACGGACGGCAUGGCGAAGAGGCUCUCCGCAACUUGGCGAGCGCUGCAUUCCGCGAUAACUCGACUAGCUCGAGUGGCAGGGAUAAGAGGCUUUGGGGUCGACGAGCGGAAAGCAUGGAGACAAUGUUUGAUAAAACGGUCAAGAGUCUGGCAAAAAAGCUGCAAAAGGAUGCGCUGGGUAACUCGACGGCUGGCAUUGCUAUGGGUUCUGAUAUGGAAAUCGACUCGGGGAUCCCAGCCGACGCUGAUGGGAAGGGACGGUUCAAAGCACCAGGGAACCUUGAGCUGGGACCUACUGUCAACUGCGAGCGGGACUUAUGGCGUCGGACAACAUCAGCAAAUGCUCGAGAGGCAGAGGACAAGACAUCCAAGUCGGCGGGGACCGCUGAGCCCGUGGAUGGUGUGAUGGCCACGUGA
Penicillium argentinense is the source of this 1047-nucleotide messenger RNA. Its product is annotated as TBP-associated factor 8 family protein. The transcript has 2 exons. Bases 1 to 1047 code for a protein of 348 amino acids. The record is from RefSeq and is a predicted model, not a curated record. Gene Ontology annotation, molecular function: protein heterodimerization activity. Gene Ontology annotation, cellular component: transcription factor TFIID complex. Lineage: Eukaryota; Fungi; Ascomycota; Eurotiomycetes; Eurotiales; Aspergillaceae. Gene Ontology annotation, biological process: transcription initiation at RNA polymerase II promoter.